AUGGAGAAAUUAUUAAUUUGUACCCAGGUGACUUCCAAAAUGUCGGGACAGUCCAUAACAGCUGCACCAGAAACUGUAGACGAAAAACCAAAACCGAAAAAUGUAGAACGAAAACCAAAAUCAAAAUUUCGUCAUUGGCGUGGUUACAUGUCCGACCAAGUUUCAGAAUUUAUGAGCAAUAGCAGCAUCCAUGGGUUUAAAUAUCUCGUGGGAAAUGAAAGGACACUUUUUGAAAAAAUUAUGUGGUUUGGGGUUUUGCUCGGUUCGAUCUACAUGUGCUCGUUGUGGAUUAUAUCGGCCUAUCAGGCGUGGGAGGAAAAUCCAGCUUUUAUUGGGGUCGGUCAAGCUCCUGUGCGUGCCUGGGAAAUCCCGUUUCCGGCUAUUACCAUUUGUCCCCAAUAUACGUACAACAAGUACUCAGCCUAUAGAUUUCCCAACAUAGAAGAGUUACGACAGAACAUCACGACCCUUCUAGAUUUGUGCAUUUACUUUCAAGAAAAUAAUAAAUAUGAUAACAUAGAUUUUUUCGAAGGAGAACCAUGGGAAAAAUUUUUGACAGAGACAGCACUUUCACCCAACCAAUUUAUUUUAAAAUCGUUUCUGACUGACGGGACUGAUACGAUGGAUGUUGGUUUUUCAACCAUACUGAACAAAUGGGGAGUCUGCCAUUCCUUUAAUAUGCUGGACAAGGCAGACCUUUUUCGCAAUGCCACACACAUAUUUCAAAGUUUCGGGAAACAAAACCAGGUCUCUUAUUGGAGCUUCGAUCAAAAUUACUAUAAAAAAAAAGAAUCUGUGUACCCUCGACGCUUGAAAACUUUAAUAGAUAACUUAGUUGUCGAUUUAGAGUCUGAAUUGGAUUAUAUAGCGUGUUCGAGUUCUAAUAAAUAUUACAUUAACUUGCACCAUCCAGGCGAAAGUCCAACUCCGGGUGGUAUAAUCGCGGUCCAGUCAGGAAAAGACUACACCAUUUGGAUCAAACCUGAAAUUACCAUGGCUUCAGAACGACUAAGAUCAUAUUCCCCGUCCCGAAAAAAAUGCUUCUUUUCAGACGAGCGCUAUUUACAAUUUUACAAAAUUUACACAGAAGAAAAUUGUAAAUUAGAGUGUCUGGCUAACUACACUCUAACAGUCUGUGGGUGUGUCCCUGCACAUUUUCCGCACAACAAAACCACCAAACUUUGCGGAAGAAACCGCACCGGGUGUCGGCAAAAAUCAGAAAGAACCAUGGCUCGUUUCGAGUCUGGUUUGAACGAAGAUCCCGUCUGUAAUUGUCUGCCGUCUUGUAAUUCAAUAGUUUACACUUGGGAAGUCGAGACUAGAAAAUCUGAUAUUGUGCAUCGUAUCUCUGUUAAAGUGCAAUAUAAAAAUGCGAAAUUUAACGUACUGGAAAGAAAUGAGUUGUUCGGAGAUGUGAAUUUUUGGGCUAGCUGUGGUGGGAUUCUUGGAUUAUUUACAGGAUUUUCAGUUCUGUGUCUUGUUGAAACGAUUUAUUAUUUAUUUUUUCGGUUGAUGUACAAGCUGUUCAAAAUGUUAUGGAAGAAGCUGCAUCUUAAAGGGUGA
Zophobas morio is the source of this 1563-nucleotide messenger RNA. RefSeq names its product pickpocket protein 28-like. Gene Ontology annotation, molecular function: ligand-gated sodium channel activity. The record is from RefSeq and is a predicted model, not a curated record. NCBI's taxonomy places the organism in Eukaryota, Metazoa, Arthropoda, Insecta, Coleoptera, Tenebrionidae. Gene Ontology annotation, cellular component: plasma membrane. Gene Ontology annotation, biological process: sodium ion transmembrane transport. Bases 1 to 1563 code for a protein of 520 amino acids. The transcript has 8 exons.